UGAAAGGGUCGACUCGACUGACGACCCAAAAACAACAGGUUGAGUCUCCUGCCGCCAUGAUGCGUGCUCUGCAGAAGUUUCUGCUCUUUCAUGCUCUGACAUGUCUCGGACGGAAUGCACUUGGGAGUGAAAUCAUACAUGGACAAAUUGCUCCACGGAACCAGAUGCUGUAUAUGGCCUCAGUGCAGACCAGAGACAGACAUGUGUGUGGAGGCUCCCUCAUCAGCAAAAACUUUGUCCUCACUGCUGCACACUGUGAUGAUGAUGAUUAUCCACUGGUGAGGGUUGUUUUGGGCACCCACGAUCUCAGAAAGACUGGGACAGUGAGAAACAUUGUGCAGAGAUGCAAACACCCAGAUUUUCGGCAUCGUACAGCAGAAAAUGACAUUAUGCUCCUCAAACUGUCUCAGAGUGUUCCAGUGGGUAGAACAAUACGACGCAUUCCUCUUCCCCCUCCUAACAUGAACCUCCGACCCAACCAACUCUGCCAUGUAGCAGGAUGGGGUUGGACCGAAGAUAGUGAUAAGCACAGUGUCGAUGACCUGAGGGUGGUGAAUGUGUCUGUCGUCAACCGGAACGUCUGUAGACGGCAAUGGCGUAACACCUGGAUUCCUCGUCUUCCUGCCAAUGUCAUCUGUGCAGGUGGAUAUGGAACAUUCAAAGGAUCCUGCAAGGGUGAUUCUGGUGGUCCUCUGGUGUACAACGGGAUGGCUGCUGGUGUCGUAUCUUUCGGCAAUCGACUUUGUAGUGACAACAACAAGCAAGACCUUCCCAAUGUCUACACAGACGUGUCCAAGUUCCUUCCCUGGAUCAACAACAUUCUCAGUCACAAUGGUUGUUAAAUGCAACAACCUCACACAAAGCUUUGCUUCAGCAUACCUUCAUUGUAGUUAGGAGGAGUAGUUAUGUCUA
Molecule: messenger RNA, 912 nt
Organism: Acanthopagrus latus (yellowfin seabream)
Lineage: Eukaryota; Metazoa; Chordata; Actinopteri; Spariformes; Sparidae
Product: granzyme B(G,H)-like
Exons: 5
Coding region: 57-842 (261 amino acids)
Biological process (GO): proteolysis
Molecular function (GO): serine-type endopeptidase activity
Source: RefSeq, a predicted model, not a curated record